Trypanosoma theileri is the source of this 3618-nucleotide messenger RNA. Its product is annotated as ABC transporter. The transcript has a single exon. Gene Ontology annotation, cellular component: membrane. The record is from RefSeq and is a predicted model, not a curated record. Gene Ontology annotation, molecular function: ATP binding; ABC-type transporter activity; ATP hydrolysis activity. Bases 1 to 3618 code for a protein of 1205 amino acids. Lineage: Eukaryota; Euglenozoa; Kinetoplastea; Trypanosomatida; Trypanosomatidae.
AUGUACGUUCUUUCAAAGUAUUGGUUCCUUCUAACGGCCUUGUGGUUUGCUGGAGCUUUAACGCUUCCUCAGCCGGUGUAUGGUGAUAGUGUGGUUCCUGGUGGGUAUGGCACCGUUGAUCCGUUUGCGGAGUUCUUAUGGCCACGAGGUUUGUCUACGCCGCUGAGCGCAGUCACGGCUGCUCAUGGCAUUUACAAAUUGGAGGAGGAGGUAGAGGAUGAGGAGACGUGUAUGAAUGGAGGUGUUCCGGUGACUGGGAAAGGUGAUGUUUGCCAGUGUGCCGCGACGAACGGUUUUUCCGGUUUGAGUUGCGAGUUGUGUCAACGCGAUGGAGUGUGUUCUAAGCGUAGUCGUUAUGCUAAUGAGUGUAAUCAUAGUCUCGUAAUCCGAGGAACAAAUAAACAGUUUGAAUGUGCUCUUGACUCCCCUUUUUUUGUUAAUCUUAUGGGUGGAGGUCGCGAUAUUGAGGCUCGGGUCAUAUUUAACUGUUCUACAGGAAAUGAUGAUUCUUUUAUCAAUGGUGCUAGUGGUGAAUGUUCUAUGGAUUUGUUCCGUAUAGAGCCAAAUGAAGAAUAUGUAGAUAAAUUUUUUCGAUGCAUUUCAUCACCGUGUUCUAUGCAAGUCUCAGAAGAAUCUAAAAAUGAAAAUGAUAAUUACAAUUCAAAGUUAAGUAAAGUGUUUAAAGGACUCAUGAUAACAGGACAGGUAGUGCUUGUCACCCUUUGUGCAUUACUAGCUAUGCUACGGUGUAUCUCAUCUAAACUUGGUCGUCAUCGAACAGCAAAAAUUGUGGUAGGUUUGGGUACUACACUAGUACUUUCCACAUUACUAUUUAUUACUAUUAUGUUCGUAAGCAUGCGUCCAAAGCAUUCAAACAUGAUAGUUUUGUACGAAUGUAAACAUACGCAAUGUUUGUGUGCUAAAGACCCACCAGCGAAGUAUGUUCCUUUUUGCUCAAAAACAGUGCUUAAUGAAUCAAUUUUACCAAAUAUUAAAAAUAGUAUAAAGUAUGUGUGUAAUCUGCAAACAAAAAAAUGUCAAUUGACACUGGCUGACCUCGCUCUUGUUUUUGAUCUUAACUGUACUGCCAGUGAGUGUGUAGAUACGAAAAAAUAUCCAGCAACAUCAACAGUUGAAGAACCAGAUACUACGCAAGCCCAGCGUAAUCUCUUGGUGAUUCUUAUUAUCGCAAUAACUCUGCUGAUUGUAUCAAUUGCAGCACACGCUUAUUGGCUUUCCUCAAGAUCCAAGAGAAAGGCUAUUGAAUUUGUUCGUAUGUUUGGACUCUCAGAAUCUGUACCACACUCUGGAAGUCUUCGAGAAAUAGAUGAUGAAGAAAAAUUAAAAGAAAAAGAUGAAGAAAAGGAAGAGAAUGAGGAAAGAGAACAAAACAACAACAACAACAACAACAACAAACGAGAGAGAAAUAAUAAUAAUGAUGAUGACACCAAUAAUAAUGAGGAAAAUAUAAAUCAAGAAGAACCACAACAACCCAUGAGAAUGGAUAGUAAAGAAGAAGAAGAAAAUGUGACACACCGUGAUGAUGAAAAUGUUGGGUUUGCCUUGAGAAGUCAAUCACAUACCACAAGCGAUGCGAGACGUGUGAUUACUACUAUGGCAAAUGAAGCUGAUCAAAUUGAAUUCGUUCGUAAACUUGCAAAGUCACCUUUUGAACUCAAAUUAACAGAUUUAGAAUAUGCUUUAACAGGAUCACGCUUCGCUAUUGAUGAGGAAUCAAGGACACGAUUUAUUCUACAGCAGGUAAAUUUUACAGUACAUUCAGGUGAAGUGUUAGCUAUUCUUGGUCCAUCUGGAGCAGGAAAGACAACACUUCUGGAUCUUCUCUCAGCACGCAGUAAACAAGGAAGAGUAUUAGGAUCCAUGAGCCUUAACGGUACACCAGUUUCCACUAAUUCUGUUGCUUCACUUAAGUUGUACCGAAAUAUUAUUGGAUAUGUUUCACAAGAGGAUACAUUAUUGCCUGCUUUAACAGUAUAUCAAACAAUUGAAUACGCAGCACGUUUGAAACUUCCUCAAGCUUUUUCUAAUUCCACUAUAAAGGGUAUUGUUCGUCGUAUGAUUGAAGCAUUGAAACUCCAACGUUGUGAACAUACAUUAAUUGGUGAUGGUAGUGGUCUACGUGGGGUAAGUGGAGGUGAAAAACGACGAGUUUCUAUUGCAGUAGAGUUGCUUGCUAAUCCACGUAUUCUUUUCCUUGAUGAGCCAACUAGUGGAUUAGAUGCUAUAAGUGCUAAACGUGUCAUUGAAGCUGUAGUUGAACUUGCAAAAGAAUCACCUAUGCGGGCGUAUGCUCCACAUUAUUUUGCUUUUAAACCAAUUGUUAUCUUUAGUAUUCAUCAACCCUCACAAGAGAUAUUUAAUCUCUUUGACAAAUUACUUUUACUUUCACGUGGUGUAAGUGUUUACUGUGGUCCUGCGAAUACUGCUGCAGAAACCCUUGAAAGUCGUGUUGUACGUGUUUUAGGUAAUACAAGGUCAAUUCCUCGCAGUAUGGAUCAUCCAAAUCAUGCAGAGUAUCUUAUGAAGUUAGAGGAAAUUCUUGAUGAUACGGCGCGAAUGGAAUUACAAGCAGAAGAUGUUACACAAGUUGCCAUCAUACAUGAAAAUGCAGAAUCUUUACAACAACAACAACAACAACCACGGGAAAAUUAUAAUCGUCAGUAUUUUACAGAAAAUGAAUCACUAGUGGCUGGUGAAGAUAUUCUCCGUACAGCUGCUGCUUUUCGUGUUUAUUACGCAAAUGUAUAUCAACAAUUUAUGUUGUUAACAUCACGGGCUGCCAGUUGUUUGGUUUCUUCUUUUCAUUUAGUUGUCUGUCAUGCGGCUGUUACGGCCUUUGUUGGGGUUCUCAUGAUGUUUCUCUAUCGUGAACAAAAUCUUGAUCUUCCUGGAGCUCUUAACCGUGCUGGAUCCAUUACCUUUCUUCUACUGGUGGUCUCAUUUGUAUCCCUUAGUUCUCUGGAACAACUUAUUGCAGAACGUAAACUAUUCGUUGUGGAACGAGAAAAUGGUUUCUAUCGCACCUUACCUUAUCUUCUUUCAAAGAUUCUGGUGGAUAUUGUUCCACUUCGUAUUGUGCCAGCGAUGGUUCUUGCAUCUCUUAUUUAUUUCCCAAUGGGACUUCGAGUGGAUGAUGGGGUGCAUUUCUUCUGGUUCAUCGUCGUUGUCAUUCUCUUCUCUGUCUGUAUUACCUUGGUAGUGCUUUGUAUUGGAAUUCUCACCGGCUCCUUUGGGGCAGCGGCACUUCUCAGUAGUGUUGUGAUUUUGUGGAAUUUUGUUUUUGGAGGUUUUCUCGUGCAGUCGGAAACGGUGCCAAAAGCCUUACAUCCAUUUCAGGCUAUAUCGCCAUUCUUUCUAACCUUUGAGGCGUUAUUGGUAAAUGAAUUGGAUGGACAGGCUUGUACCUUCGCCCCAACAGAUGAAACAGGGAAACCAGCGGCAAACAGUAUUCCCAUUAUGUGUGUGCAAUACUUAUCUAAUAUUGGAUUGAAGCCCGCGCGGUUUAAUGGAGAUGUGGCUCAACUCGCUUUGCUUAUUUUAUUAUUGUUUGCGUUAGCUUGGGUACUGCUUGCAAAGUUUACCACUAUUGUGCGAUAG